Molecule: messenger RNA, 465 nt
Organism: Meloidogyne enterolobii
Lineage: Eukaryota; Metazoa; Nematoda; Chromadorea; Rhabditida; Meloidogynidae
Source: the annotation of a GenBank genome assembly
AUGUCAUUUCACGAACUUAAAGAAUUUACUGAAAUUCUGCGUUCUCUUGGCUUUCCUCGACUCGUCUCUAAUGAAAAUUUUCGUUUUCCAAAUUUUCCAUUAAUGGCAGAAAUUCUUGAAUGGACUGUUAAAAAGUUUGAGCCAAAUAUUCGUUUACCUAAACAAAUGGAUAGUGAACAGGAACGCGUUUUAUUUGUUAAAAGUGUUGUGCUUUCUUUGUUACAAAAGGCGCAUGUUAAAUUAAAUCCAAAAAAUGUUUAUCAAUCAGAUGGCCAUGCAGUUAGAGAAAUACUUCCAGUACUUAAAAUGCUCUACAAAAGUUUAAAAACACAUAAUUUAUUGAAAUCUGAAAAUAAUGUUAGAAUAAAUAAAGAAGAAUCUACACAAAUUAAUUUUUUAAGAAGCCAAGUUAAUUUGAAGGUGAGAAUUUUAAUAAUGGAAUGGGUGAUUUCAAAAAAUUUAUAA